Molecule: messenger RNA, 2592 nt
Organism: Perkinsus marinus ATCC 50983
Lineage: Eukaryota; Perkinsozoa; Perkinsida; Perkinsidae
Exons: 1
Coding region: 33-2378 (781 amino acids)
Cellular component (GO): membrane
Molecular function (GO): P-type transmembrane transporter activity; ATP hydrolysis activity; ATP binding
Source: RefSeq, a predicted model, not a curated record
ACCACGACCAACUGCCAAUAGUCUACUGCAUUAUGUUCGCCUACGCGAUGCUCUUAUCAUUUCUCUACUUCAGUCUCACCCAUAUAGGCAGUUGGAUCGUUACGAUUCUGCAGAUUUUCGUAGUCCUACUGCAGUCGCUGAACCCGAUGCUGCCAGUAGCGAUGGUUAUGGGUCAAACAGUAGCUGCCAAACGUUUACGUAAUCAUCAUAAAAUAUUCUGCCUUCAACCUGAGAGGAUACCAGUAGCCGGUAAGAUCUCUAUUAUGGUAUUCGAUAAGACCGGCACUAUCACUAAGGACGGGAUGGAACUGUCUGGGGUGAUCCCUGUCCGGAGAGGCAGUUUUGACAACCGUGUCGAUUUUGGUAAUCACCCCGCGAGCAGACUUCCUACAAACGUUAUUCAUGGCUUGGCUGCAUGUCACACGGUCAGAAGACUCCGCGAUAAUCGUCUUGUCGGCAACCAGGUUGAUAUAGCAAUGCUCGAGAAAUGUGGGUGGUCCCUCUCUGUCGGAGGGGAUAAUACCUUUGUUACUUCACCUGAUGGCAGUAGCGUACUUGAAGUCCUCAGGCUGCUGCCUUUUGAUCAUGUUCGGAUGAGCAGUGGUUGUGUGGUUCGCGAGCGUGAUACUGGACGUGUCCAGGUGUUGGUGAAGGGAUCGUAUGAGCGUAUGGGAGAGUUAUGUCGCGUUGUACCGGCAGACUAUUCGGAACUGACUGACACGUUAGCGGCAUCGAAUAUGUAUGUACUGGCAUUGGGUGUGCGGGAGAUCGGGGCUGAUAUGGUGGAGGAGGUGUUGACUAUGAGUAGGACAGAGAUUGAGAACUCGUUGACAUUGCUGGCCCUGCUGCUCUUCAAAAAUGAGGUUAAGCCGGAUAGUGCAUUGGCUAUCAGUAUGCUACGGGAAGGGGAUAUUCGCAGUGUGGUGUGUACCGGUGAUAAUCCAUUGACUGCCAUUGGUAUAUCUAAGGAGGUUGGUAUAAUAGAUGAUACCAAACCCGUAUUACUUGCUCAUAUCGUUACCAAUGAUAAAGGAGGAUCAUCUCUGGUGUGGUCUGAUCCCGAGUCAGGUGACGAGAUGACGCCAGUGAAAGGAGUCCAUCAGUUAGUGGUAACCCGUGGGGCGUGGAGGUAUCUCUACUAUGAGCAACCUGACGAGUUGGAGGAGUAUUGGUACGAUAUACUGGUGUACGCUCGGAUGAAACCGUCUGAUAAAGUAUCGGUCGUUAAAUGGUAUCAAUCACAUAAAUUGGUAGUUGGCAUGUGUGGUGAUGGUGGUAACGAUUGUGGUGCCUUACGUGCCGCCCAUGCUGCAAUGGCAUUAUCCCAGGCUGAGGCCUCAAUGGUGUCACCCUUCAGCUCAUGCCGUGAUGGUUGUAGCCUCAUUACUGUAGUGGACCUUAUACGUGAAGGUAGGGCAUGUCUAGCUACCAACCUGGCUACUUACUCCUACUAUAUCGUAUAUGCUCUCAUACUCAGCGUUGGGCGUCUCUCUGUCACUAUCAUUGGUAACUUCAACUUCGGUGAGUGGGUUGUCAUAACGUUCGAUAUUGUCCUUGGUAUAUUCUUGGUAUGGACAGCGACGUUGUCGGGACCAGCUCAUCGACUCGCUAACUACCGACCAACUGCUUCGCUACUGGGCUGGCGUACCAUUCUGUCCUGUGUGGUACCUGCCUGUAUCGCCAUUGGGGCGCUUGUAAUCUCUUAUGCAGUCCUGUGGUCGCCAUUGAACUCUCAAUGGUACUACAGAGUUAACACGCUCGACCUUAAAGUGCCGCCGCAAGAAUGGACGAAAAAGGGUGAUAACUACGAUACAGCAGUGCUUGUUUUUGUGAUGUUCACUGUAAUGGCCAACCACGUCUUCAUGGCCACAUAUGGAGGCGCCUUCCGCUUCGCCGUUCUGCGUAACUGGAGCGUUACCAUAUUUUACGCCGGUUUCAUGGCCUUCACGCUCGCUUUACUCUGGGUUGAUCCUUGUGAUCUGUCCUGCGUCUACCGGGUCAAUUGUGACAGCGGCUCGUCGCUCGCUUCGGGGUCGAUACCGUUUGUCAGCCAAUUCUCAGUUGGUAAUAUUGGUGGAUGCUUCCUAGGUCCUCAAGUACAUCGUUAUCAGCAGCUAGGAUACGCGAAUUGGAUUCCAUCACCAGAGCAUAACUGUUUACCUCCGCGAGAAGCAUUGGCGAUCUUGCCCUAUGACAGUCCGGGGAUAUCGGCUCUCGGCUACGAUGGGCCGAACAACGUUUUUUCGACUGUCUAUAGAAUUUUCUUGACGCUACUACUCGCCGUAACGACCUUUUUGAUGCAUUUAUUCGUGAAGGUGGGGCUUUUAGGAUCCGGUGCCGUCUUCUUUCGCUCGAGGGCUCGUCUCGCCAAGACCUAGGCACCUUCGUGUACUGAAGUUUUCUCAUAGGGUUAUGUAUCACACGCGGUCUGGUUUAACUGACGUGAAGGGUCUUUUGUCGUGGUUCUCGUGGGCUAUAUUGCACGAAGGUCGGCUCCAUCGAACUCGCCAUGUCGCAGUAUAAUAUUUCCGAAUUUUAUGCUUCUUUCCGUUUUGACGCUUGAAGCGUCACGCUUCACUGCUAUACAGGCUC